Cuscuta campestris is the source of this 1035-nucleotide messenger RNA. The record is from the annotation of a GenBank genome assembly. NCBI's taxonomy places the organism in Eukaryota, Viridiplantae, Streptophyta, Magnoliopsida, Solanales, Convolvulaceae.
AUCAAAUGGUGUGCAAUUCCGUGAAGAAACGAUGGAGAUAUGCCCAAAAUACGACAGGCUGUCCAAUUGUGACGAGAAUGACAAAGUUGGCGAAUUUCGAUGUUGUUUCCACUCCCGCUCAUCCGUAAGGUUUCGGCCUAUGAUUUCCAGGUCUGUACCCUUGCGUUAGACUUGUCGAAUCAUUCAUCACAUUCGUACAUGAACAUAUAUAUUAUUCCAUAUGUUGAAAUCAUCCCAAAAUAUAUAUGUGAUACAUAUCUAAGUCAUCCAUGUGUUGAAAUUAAAAUACACCAAAUUCAUAAAGUUAAUAUACACAUAAGAAGAUACUGUUAGCCUUGGUUUGCUAAGUCUCAUGUUUUGAUGUUAACAAACAAUAUAAGAGCUUAACGUUUGUUUAAGUGUUUCAGGAAAACAAGAAUCCAUUAAGAUUCGGUACUCAAGAAUGAAGUCGAAACACUAAAACUAGCGUAGAAUAUAGGUAGAAACCAAUGUAAGGAUAUGACUUUAUAUACCUAUAUUCACAAGCUCAAAAGCACUCACAAAAUAUGUUUAAAACCAUCACAUAAACACUUUCAAAAUAUCUAAAAGGUUUUAAACUCAAACACGAAGGAUUAAGGGAAUUUUGGAAAAAUCAGAACAGAGUCACGGUACCUCUAGCGGUACGCCACACGGUAGGGUAUACCGCCUACACGGUACCCCCAUACCGUGUAACGGUACCGACGGUAGGCGUAGACGGUUGGCCGAACCUGUCCUAACCAGGAUUAUCUCUGGAGGAUAAAAGAAAGUUAUCAAUGAAUGCAAAGGCAAUCAAUAUUCUCCAUUGCUCUCUCGGCCCUGAUGAGUUUGCACGAGUAUGUUCAUGCAAAACGGCCAAAGAGGUAUGGGACUUGCUUCAAGCCACGUAUGAAGGAGACACCUCCACGAAGCAAACCAUGAUUGCCCUAAGAAACUCGGAGUACGAAUCCUUCAAGAAAGGGCCAUGUGAGACAAUCCAAGAUAUAAACAAAAGAUUCAACGAGGUUGUCAACAAAUUGA